This is a messenger RNA of Cylindrotheca closterium, 1299 nucleotides long. NCBI's taxonomy places the organism in Eukaryota, Bacillariophyta, Bacillariophyceae, Bacillariales, Bacillariaceae. The record is from the annotation of a GenBank genome assembly.
AUGUUUAUCUCCAGCGUCCUCUCUUUGCUGCUCUUUCAAGCAGCUCAAGGAUCCCCGGCAAUAAGCCCAGUACACAGGCAACUUCAAACACCAUCCGAUUAUGGGAGCUUCAACAAGAACGUGGAUGGUAUCUACGUCCCACCUGAAUCUCGUGGUGGCGGCGGCGGUGGUGAUGCCUUGUUUGUGGUUGGAAAUGCCUACAUUGGACGCAACAACUUGACGGACAUUGUCAAGAAUAUGAUUGAGCAUUCCACCUCGUCCUCGUCUUCGGGUGUCAACCUUCCCUUGCAGACGCAGACGUGGGACGUUCCUGCUGCCCAUUGGCAACACUAUGCCUAUCAAUUGGCCUCCAAUGAACACGCAAAACCCGAAAAGAGCUUUGAAGAAGGCCUGCGCCAAAAAGAAUUCCGUUGGGUCGUACUGCAAGAACAAAGUGAAGUCCCAGGACUUUACCAAUCGAAAUUCACAGAAGAGUGGAUUGAAUCCAACAAGGCUGUCCAAGUAUUGGAUGAUCAAAUUCAGAAAUUCGGUAACUUUGAACACACCACUCAAACCAUUCUCUUCCAAACUUGGGGUCGUCUUCACUUUGACGACAACAAUGCCGAAAUGACGCGCAUUUACGAUAAUUUUUCGGACCAUCAAUAUCGAAUUGCGUCGGGAUAUCGGGAGUUUCAAAAGGCCAUCUCCAAGCCCGAGAGACAGGCUUUGAUAGCCCCGGUUGGAUUUGCCUUUGAAACCAUUUAUGAUUCUUUGGUGGCAGAGGGUUUGGAUCCGGAACAGGGAGGAAGUAAGUUUGCCAAUUUGUACGACGACGAUGGAUCUCAUCCUAGUGCGCAAGGAAGUUAUCUGGCUGCUAGCGUACUAGUAGGAGUAAUGACCGGUCAAGAUCCAAGACAAUUCGAUUGGUCAUAUCCAGUCAUAGAUCUUGAUACCCAAAAAUAUCUCCGAGAGGUAGCCCACCAAACCCUCGUUGAUUUUUGUCAAAUCUGCAAUGUGCGCGCCAAGACUGCCAAGUAUGUUCCACCAGAAGAACGGGGAGCAACGAGCAGUGUAACCAAGUCGUCAUCAUCGGGCGUUUUUGGCAAGUUUAUUAGUUUUGUGUUCUGGUGUGGUGUCCUCGGUGGUUGCGGCUUUGUGGCAUGGAAAAAGCAAGACAGCAUUCGAGCCACAGUCCAAUCUCAAUUGGCACGUCGCCGCGGUGGUACUCAAACCUCCUAUGCCGAUAUGGACACUAGUGGUGCCGGUAACUAUGCUCCAUUGCAACAAGGGCAGGGUGGUUUGGACAUGGAGCUGAUUUAA